AUGAAGAUGUGUGAGAAGGAAGUGAAUAUUCGCCAGACAUUAUGCGAUCAAAUCGAUGGACCAUAUAAAGGACAACUGAGAGCAUAUUUUCCUAAACUCGGUGAGCCUACAUCAUGCAAUCUAAUCUGUCUGUACAAUUCACAUUCUGUUCCGCAUAGUUUUACUUUGCCCGACGGUACCCCAUGUUAUUCUCAAAGAGAUGAUAUUUGCAUUCAGGGGAAAUGUUGGGAAACAGGUUGUGAUGGUAUCCUUGGAUCUCGACUACGUUUUGAUCGUUGUCGAGUUUGUGGUGGUGAUAACAGUACCUGUGAAGAAGUUAAAGGUGUUUUCAAUGGGAAUGCAAUGACUUCACCUGGUGUUCAUCUACGUGGCUUAAUCACAGCUGUUCGUAUUCCUAGGGGAGUUACAAAUGCAUUCGUCCGAAAAGUUUCCGAUCGAAGUACUCCAUACUCUUCAGAUUCUUAUGAUGACUUCAUGUUGCUAAUAUUUGAAGAAUUGAAGACUCAAAUACGCAGAGGUGAAACACGAGAACCAUUUGCAGGCGCUGAACUCUACUAUAGUGGAAGUCGAAGCCGUGAAGAAAUUGUCUCUAUUACUGGAAGAUUGAAUAAAGAUGUCAAUAUCGUUAUUCGUGUGGAAAACACGCAUACAACACAAUCCUUCCCAACGGUGGAAUACAGCUAUUUUGUCGACAAAUCUCAACAAAAUAAUUCGCUGUACUUUGUUGCUGAAAAAGAAGCUCAGUUGGCUGCAGAAAGAGUAAAUCGUCGUACUGGAAGAUCUCAGAAUGCUUUCGCAUCAUUUGAAGAGUCUGAAAGAUUAACAUCUACCCAGAACACUGUUGCAAGUGAAGUAGAACGUCACCAAGCACAACAAGAGAAACCACAAAUAUACUUUGUCUGGAGGAUUAGUGAACUACCAGUUGGUUGUACCACUUGUGCAGGAAAUGUUACCACGCAUGCAGAAUGCUAUCCAUUGGUUCCUAAAGAGUCUGAUCAGAGUCAAUUCUCAGAGUUUGAUCUAUGCACACCAGUAGCUGAUUACUUGUGUUCAUCUGUACCAAGGCCUCCACCAGUUCUUAGACGAUGUUCCGACUAUUGUGGUGUCCGCUGGACAGCCAAACCAGCACCAAUAGCGAAAUCAUCAAAUGAUGCCUAUGAAAUGCAAACAAGUAGCUGUUCUGCACGAUGUGGUGAAGGUCACCAAGCUGUUAUCUAUGUCUGCGAAGAAUAUAUUGUACCUGCAGGACAAAAGGAUAAAUCAAAGGGAACUUGGCGAGUUGCUCAACUAGGAGAAUUUGUAUGCCAGAAAGCUGGUUUGGGAAGUGCUCCAUCGCAACCAGCGUAUAUUGCCUGUCAGGGUUCAUGUUAUCCGGUAUAUUGGAUACUGUCGAAUUGGACAAAAUGCACAAACUCUUGUGGUAGUGGAAAACGCAAACGAUCUCUUCACUGUCAAGAUCAAAUUGGACAAAAUUGGCCGCUUAGUGAAUGUUUAACGCAUAGUGAGUCUUCACUGAAUCAGUCAAACGCUCCACGACAGGCUAUCACUACACAGUCAGCAAUCAAGAUGAUUGAAGAGUAUCAAGAGAAAUCAGCUUCUGUUGAGUAUAAUUUAUAUAUUGAAGAAUCUAUCGACUGCUUCUCUUUGACGGACUGUCGAAAUGAUAUAGUCUGGUUUACAAGUGAAUGGUCAGAAUGUGAACCGUUAGAUGAGAAAAUGAAAUCUGCAUGUCGACUGAUUGACAAUGAUACUGAUCAACAGAGUUCAGGGAAUAAAAUAAUCGGUGUCCAUUAUCGUAAUGUCUCUUGUGUUAUUCUGGACAGUAAUGAGGAUUAUCAUCCAUCUCUUAAUGAGUAUAUAGAAUCUGAACAAUUGACAGCAGAAUAUGUGAUCCAGGGGAAGAAGUUAAAUAUGGAAUUUUGUCGUAAAGCAAGUAUACUUGGAGAGUUGAUCGAGGAGCCUAUUGACCGGGAAGCAUGUAGCCAGCCUACGUGUUAUAGAUGGGGACUUGGACAGAUGACUUCUUGCUCUGUCACCUGUGGAACAGGAAUUCAACAUAUCAAAAUACCAUGUGAACGUAUCCAGUUAAAAUAUGAAAGUGAUAAUCUCAUUGAUAAGCAGAUUGUACUUGACGGAAUCGAUACUGUGAGUAGCGAAAAAUGCUUACAAAGUCUUCAGUAUAUUCCACGAUUAUCAACUGACAAGAUGAAUAGUACUGUUUAUGUGGAAACUAUUGAAAGACAAAUACACGACAAAGAUGCUGUACCUUUGAAGAUAGAUGAUAUAAAUGAACCUAUUGUAUUACCGUGUGAAAAAGAUCCAUGCAAUUUACGAGUUCCAGCUUGGAGAACAACAUCAUGGAGUUCGUGUUCUACCUCAUGUGGACUAGGUGUUAAAGAAAGACAAGUGAUGUGUGUCAUGGAGACUGUAGAUAACAGACUAAACAGAGUUUUUUCUAAACAAAACUCACAACUCUACACCUCGAUAUUUAUAGCAAGGCGAUCAGAUGUGGAAAUAGUCGAUGCACAAAAAUGUCAUGCUGCAUUACUGCCUAAACCAAUAGAACAAGAAACAUGUCUCCAGGCUCCAUGCCCUAUAUGGAUUACAGGAGAUUGGCAAGAGUGUCAAGGAGUCUGUGAAUAUGGUAUACAACGUAGACAAGUUCGUUGUGUCAUAGAGCUGGGAUCAUCAAAAAAGUCAAGUAAUAAUAAUUCAUCCAAUGUGGAGACAGAUGAUGAUGCACUACGUCUGUUAUUAAGUAAUCCUGAUUCAACAGGACUUAUUAGACGUUCACGUUCAGCAAAAAUAAUGGAUGUUGAUCAGGAACGUUGUCGGAAUGCUGGUGUUAAGCCGAUUGCUGAACGGCCUUGUUUAAUCACUGGUAGAUGCCCUUAUUGGUAUAAAAGUGAAUGGUCAGAGUGUUCAGUUACAUGUGGAAUGGGUACAAGAACACGUCAGGUUGAUUGCCGUUUUCCAAAUGGAACACAAGUUGAUAUGGAACCUCUGACUGACAGUCAGAUAGAUUCAAAAGACAUGAACACAUUCUCUAAUGAUUCUUUUCUACAAACUAUGGAAACGAUAAGACAGAUAAAUACAGCAAGAUAUAAGUGUCAUGCACCACGUCCAAUUGAUAAUAUUGCUUGUAAAACACGUCCGUGUAAAAGACGUGAAGUCUUCUGGUGGUCUGUCACUUCAUCUGAGUGUCGUGUUAAUGGUUGUGAACUUGGUAAACGUGAACGCAUAAUCAAGUGUAUAAAUCCAAGACGUGGUCCAGUUCAUGAUUCAGUGUGUAAUCAUUUAAAUAAACCCUUAAAUUGGACUGUUUGUGAACUGUUCAAAUGCAAAACUUUUCAAUGGGUAACAGGACCUUGGAGUACAUGUCCAGAAACAUGCGCAUCACGAAUGAGAUAUCGUCAAGUGAAAUGUGUUGACGAUUUAGGCAACGAGUAUUCGGAAUCUUUGUGUCCACAAAAUCUACGUCCUAACAGUUGGAGUAUUUGUCCGAAUUUGUGCUCAGAUGUACCGAAAAGUUGUCGGGAGUUGAAACAUCGUUAUCCUUCAGCAGAUGAUGGUACAUAUCAUUUAUUAAUUGAACAUUCAUUAGUUUAUAUUUACUGUGCAGACAUGGAGACAACCAAUCCCUCAGAAUACAUCACUUUACGUCAGAUCAACUAUGCUGGAUCAUCAGAAUUUUUACAGCCCUAUCCUAAUACUAACUGGUGUCCUGCAUUCAAUGAAACAAUUUCAACAUUUAAUACCUCUGAAAAUAUUAAUCAAUUCCAAUCAAAUAUAGAUACAAUACAAGAAAUUCCUGAAAACUUAUUAACCAAUAUGCAAGUGAACGUGAUCAAUUGUCCAAAUUGUCCUUCUGUGCCAAAUUUAGCCUCUAAAACAUUUUAUCAUAAAAUACGAUUAGAUAUAUACAAUUUAGAAAUAAAAAUUGAUGAUACUCGAUUUUCACACACUGUUGGUUCAUCAAUAAUGCCAUAUGCAACUGCAAAGGAUUGUUUCUCGUCAACUGUCUGUCCUCAGGGACAAUUUCAAAUUGAUUUGAGAGGUACUGGUUUUCAUGUGAGCGUUAAAACACACUGGAGUGUGAGUAGCAAUACGGAUGGGAUAUCACACAUUUUCCGGUCACACAAUGGUCAGGUAAUACGUGGUCAUUGUGGUGGAAAGUGUACAGGAUGUUGGCCUCAACCAGGACUGUUUCUUGACCUGCUAACAGAUCAAAUGUCAAAUCAACCGGUCAAAUUAAUAAAAACACCUUGAAGCUUUGAAAAUGAAUAAUUAAGCUGUAAAAAAAAUAAGGAAAUAUUUUAUAUAUAAGAAAAUAAAAACAACAACAACUAUUACUACUGAAAAAUAGAUAUAUUCAGUAAUAUACACGGCAGCUGUGAAAUUUUUUUUCGAAAUCAGACCACAUAUAAAUUGCAAAUGAAACUUAAUUAAUAAAGUGGAAUAUUAAAUCCAUUUUGUGCGUGUGUAUAUAUACAACAUAAUGUAGAUGUGUGUGUAUGUAUGUGUGUACGUUCUAAUAACACACUAUUUAUCGAUCUAUCUGUCUAUACUUCUGUGUGUUUUAAUCUCUUCUCAUUAACUGCAUUUUAUUCAAGAAGCAACACACUUUACUUGAAUAAAAUAUGACGACGUAAAAUCAAUAGAAAAAGAAAGCAUAUAGGAUUCUUCUCAUACAAACAUUGUUCGGCUGGGAAUAGUUAUCUUCUCUAUUCUCAAAUUAUUAUUAUUAUAAUUCUUAUUAUUCUUAUGGAUUUUAAUCAAAUGCGAAUUUCUAUAACACUUUUACAAGAAACUAUCCAUGGGUGGGUCAGAUAGAAAAACAAAAACAACUUCAAAAUCCCCUCCCCACACUUAUUUAUUUUAACUACCUCUUUUUAAACAAUAUUGAAAUUUGAACAAAUUGUUAAAAUGUUCAAUGAAUUUUGUUUAAACAUGAAAUAAUACAGCCCUAACAUUGAUUGUAUUAACAGCAGAGAAAAUAUUCGUAUCAUACAAUCAAUGUAAAAACGUCUAUUUAAAAAAGCCGCCAAACGCAAUCACGUCUCCAUAGUGAAGAGUAAGUAAAUUUAAAGUUAAUGCAUUAAAACAAUGUCAGUACGCUAAAUAUCAACAUAAGUGUAAAUAUUACAUUCCAAACCAAUUCAUUGAUCCUGAAUACAUUUACCCAUACCCUUCAAUAUUUAAUAUUUUAAAAAAAGUGUUGAACACAGUCUCUUAUAUCAACAAUCAUCUGAAUACAGUGAGACAGUGUCAAAUUACUUUGGAAAUAAUGAAUACAAUGUAUCUCUAGGAGUAUUAUCAUAUGAACACAUUGAAAUAUUUACAUUGAACCUGUUCAAUGUUAGUUAUUUGGCCUCGAAAGUCUUGUUAUUUAUGACUGAAAAGUUAAAAAAAUAAUUCAACUACAUUACAAAAACUGCCCGCACAAACAAACACUCAAGUGUCAUCAGCCAUCACCGCCAUUAUUCCUAUUAAACAUUAUCUCCAUUCAUAUUGUCAUUAUAAUUACUCUUGGACAUGAAUAAGAAGGUAUGACAGCAAUAAAAAAACGCCAUUUCCAACUAGGAAUCUUUUGUUUUACUUAAGUU
Messenger RNA from Trichobilharzia szidati, 5606 nucleotides. The record is from the annotation of a GenBank genome assembly. Lineage: Eukaryota; Metazoa; Platyhelminthes; Trematoda; Strigeidida; Schistosomatidae.